AUGUCUAGCUGUUUGAAGGUGUCGCUACUGUUCUUGGUGCUGCUUGGUCCUUGUUAUGGACAAGUCGUGGUCAUCACAACUCCCCAGAUAGACGUCAAGGAAGGUGACCAGUUCCCAGUGAAAAUCAAACUCAUGGGCGAGACAUCUGAUGAACUGAGUGUGGUCGUGCGGUUGAGUCCUGAAUCCGACCCUGCUGACUUUGAAGGUACAAGUCUUGCCUGGGUCUUCAAGAAGGGAGCCAAAAAUGAAGAAGUUGAAUUGAUCUUCACGACCAAGGAUGAUAAGAUUCCAGAGAAGAAUGAAACGUUUAUUCUGGAGCUUCUUGUGAUCAAGGGGCCAAGUAAUGCCUUGGUUGGUGACCCAUCGAAGGCUACUGUCAUCAUCUUGGCUAAUGAUGAUGCAUUUGGUGUCAUUGGCUUUGCAGAUCCGUCAGCCAAAUCUGUAGAAGAACUGAUUGGUAAAGCAAAUCCUGUGAGUUUGACUGUCAAGAGAACACAGGGAUUGUUUGGAUCAGCCAGAGUCGCAUUUCAGUUCAGGUUUCAGAUCUUGAGAAAAAAAUGA
Lineus longissimus is the source of this 561-nucleotide messenger RNA. Its product is annotated as adhesion G-protein coupled receptor V1-like. Lineage: Eukaryota; Metazoa; Nemertea; Pilidiophora; Heteronemertea; Lineidae. The coding region runs from base 1 to 561 and encodes 186 amino acids. The transcript has 4 exons. Gene Ontology annotation, biological process: cellular response to calcium ion; cell communication; negative regulation of adenylate cyclase activity. Gene Ontology annotation, cellular component: cytoplasm; membrane. Gene Ontology annotation, molecular function: G-protein alpha-subunit binding; adenylate cyclase inhibitor activity; G protein-coupled receptor activity. The record is from RefSeq and is a predicted model, not a curated record.